Molecule: messenger RNA, 825 nt
Organism: Triticum turgidum subsp. durum (durum wheat)
Lineage: Eukaryota; Viridiplantae; Streptophyta; Magnoliopsida; Poales; Poaceae
Source: the annotation of a GenBank genome assembly
AUGGCGGACACCAGCGGUGCCCCGAGCGACGGCGCGCCGAUCACCAUGAAGCUCCUGGUGGACUCGAGGCCGCCGCGGCCGCGCGUGGUGUUCGCGGAGGCCGGCAAGGACGCCGUCGACUUCCUCUUCUCCCUCCUCACCCUACCAACCGGCACCGCUGUGAGGCUUCUGGGGAAGGAGUCCAUGUCCAUGGUGGGCAGCGUCGGCAACCUCUACGCCAGCGUGGAGCGGCUCGAGGGCAGCUACCUCCGGCCCGGCUUCGCCAAGGACGCCCUCCUCUGCCCUGCCGCGCAGGCGAGCCCGCUCCUCCGCCUGCCGGCGCCGCCGGCCCCGGCGCCGAGGAGCUUCUUCACCUGCGGCGCCAUCAACCACUUCAACUACCAAGGCUGCCGCGGGUACGUGUCGGACGCGAGGGGCGCCCGGUGCCCGUCCUGCGGGAACGAGAUGGCGACCGAGACCCAGUACGUGCCGCCGCCGGCGCCGGCCCUGCCGGAGCAGAGCGCCGCCACGGCGAAGACGGGGUACGUGCAGGGCGCCGUGACGUACACGGUGACGGACGACCUGGCCGUGACGCCCAUGUCGGCCAUCUCCAGCAUCGCGCGGCUCGGCGCCCUCGCCGCCGUCGGGGGCCUCGCCGCGCUCCAGGAGAAGACCGUGGAGCUCGGGUACAGGGAGGGCCUGGAGAUCCUCAAGGCCUCGCUGCGGUCCAAGACUGUCCUCACGGACGUCUUCCUCUGCACCGGCGGCAAGAAGCCUCCUCCGUCGUCCAAGAACUGCAACGGCAACGGCGGCACAAGAUACGAGUGUCUCGCCUGGCGUGUUUGA